AUGGGUUCUCAGCACAAAUUUGAGUGUCAAUGGGGCCCAGACGUGGGCGAAUAUGAGAGAAAGAAGAGGAGGAAAGCUGCCCCAGACCUUGGUGACGGGAUCCCCCCCCUCCCCUCCGAGCUUCGAUUGAACCAACGUCCAUGCGAGACUUCGGAUCCAAUUCUUGCUGAUACCCUCGUCUUCGCUUUCUCAAACCAACCGGCAACAAUGGACCUCGAAGCUGGUGACUCCCCGUGGGGUGAUGAGCCCUCGCGCUCGACCACUAGCCCGACGAACCCGACUUCUGAUAAUCCCGAAAGCUCUCCCGUCCGGUCCGCACCGUCCACCAGCGCCGCCGAAGUCCGUACGCCAGGUCGCCGCGGUCCACGAGGAACACGCAAAAUCAGCGCGCAAGCGACCCGGUUGGAAGCCGUCGAUGAUGCCGUCGACCCCCUGGGUCCGCUAGGAGAAGGCGCGGUCGAGACCAGUGCAACACCCACCGACGAGGCCCCGGCCCCUCCCCAGAAAGAAACGAUUGCUGAGCGCAGUCCGCCGCCGCCUUCCACCUUCCCUCCAGCUUUUGGCGGAACUGGUAUGCUCGAGUCGGGCAAUUUAGAGGAAGAUGGUGCCGGAUUCCGAGGACCUCCGCCCGUACAACCACCCGCCGAUCUGGAGGGCCCGAAGCGACAAACCCAGCCGAGUAUGAGCGUUGAGCAGGCCGCGAAACCGAUCUUCGAGAUCAGCGUCGGAGAUCCGCACAAAGUUGGAGAUCUAACAAGUAGUCACAUUGUGUACCAAGUUCGGACGAAGACAACAUCUAAAGGAUAUCGCCAGCCUGAGUUCGCUGUCAGCCGUCGUUACCGUGAUUUCCUUUGGCUCUAUAACUCCCUGCACAACAACAACCCUGGAGUAGUCGUCGCUCCUCCACCCGAGAAGCAGGCCGUUGGUCGCUUUGAUACAAACUUUGUCGAAUCACGGAGAGCUGCUCUGGAGCGGAUGCUGAACAAGAUUGCGGGUCACCCAAUACUUCAGCAUGACGCAGAUUUGAAGAUCUUCCUUGAGAGCGAAGCCUUCAAUGUCGAUGUCAAGAACAAGGAAAAUAGAGAGCCUGAUCUGGGCCAAAGCAAGGGGAUGUUGAGCUCCUUCGGUAUCUCUGUUGGUGGAGGGGGCAAGUUUGUGGAGCAUGAUGAUUGGUUCCACGAUCGUAAGAUCUACCUGGACGCAUUGGAGAACCAGCUGAAAGCACUAAUGAAGUCCAUGGAUACUGUGGUUAUGCAGCGUAAAGGGCUUGCUGAGGCCGCAGGCGAAUUUUCCACCUCCCUUCAUGCCCUUGCCGCCGUGGAGCUCUCCCCAGCCCUGUCCUCGCCUUUGGAGGGUCUUUCGGACCUUCAGUUGAGAAUCCGCGAACUCUAUGACCGCCAGGCGCAACAAGAUGUCCUGACUUUGGGAAUCACCAUUGACGAGUAUAUUCGUUUAAUUGGCAGUGUGAAGACUGCAUUUUCUCAACGGCAGAAGGCCUUUCACAGCUGGCAUGCAGCUGAGUCUGAUCUACAGAAGCGCAAGAAUACUCAGGACAAGCUUCUUCGACAGGGCAAGACGCAACAAGAUCGCUUGAACCAAGUGAAUGCAGACGUUGCCGAUGCAGAACGUAAGGUCCACCAAACCCGCUUGCUGUUUGAGGAUAUGGGGCGUCUCAUGCGCAAUGAGUUGCAACGAUUCGAGAAGGAGAAGGUGGAGGAUUUCAAAUCUGGCGUUGAGACGUUCUUGGAGAGUGCUGUUGAAGCUCAAAAAGAGUUGAUUGAGCUUUGGGAAACUUUCCUUGUGCAACUGGAUGCCGGCGAGGACGGUGUCCCAUACUACGUGCCUCCUCCGGAGGGCGAGUCUGGCGAGACUGGUGUACAUGACCCCGCCGCAUCAACCGCUGAAACGGCACCAGUGGCCGAAGAUAACGCAUGA
Penicillium argentinense is the source of this 1935-nucleotide messenger RNA. RefSeq names its product sorting nexin 1. Gene Ontology annotation, biological process: protein retention in Golgi apparatus; retrograde transport, endosome to Golgi. Lineage: Eukaryota; Fungi; Ascomycota; Eurotiomycetes; Eurotiales; Aspergillaceae. Gene Ontology annotation, cellular component: endosome. The transcript is spliced from 6 exons. The record is from RefSeq and is a predicted model, not a curated record. The coding region runs from base 1 to 1935 and encodes 644 amino acids. Gene Ontology annotation, molecular function: phosphatidylinositol binding.